Capsaspora owczarzaki ATCC 30864 is the source of this 2546-nucleotide messenger RNA. RefSeq lists its product as hypothetical. The record is from RefSeq and is a predicted model, not a curated record. Lineage: Eukaryota; Filasterea; Ministeriida; Capsasporidae. Bases 17 to 2305 code for a protein of 762 amino acids. The transcript is spliced from 9 exons.
ACUCCAUUCAGCAACAAUGCGUUGUCGACUGUUGGUUGUUGUUUGUGCCGCUCUGCUGUUGCUCGCCUGCCUCCAAACAGCAGUGGAUGCGCAAUCAUUCCGCCUCGAAGCAGGCGACGGGAUUGCCCUCACUGUCGAGACCACGCCCGUCGUGUCGUACGAGGUGCUGGUCGACGGCCGCCCUUGGCUGCAAUCGGGCGUCACUGCGCUCUCGAGCCGCGGCAAAUUGUACACGUCCAGCGUGGGACUGCGCUUUGUCGAUGCCGCCAUGGUCGCCGACCGCGAUGCGCUCCUCGGCGAGUUCCAGAAGCUCACUCUCAUGUGGAUCACGGCGGGCGGCACGGCCUACAACACGUCCUUUGUUGCGUACAAGUCGGCGCCCGUUCUGCGUUUCAUUCAGGAUUUCCCCUAUGGCGUGGAGGAUUGCUCGAACGGCGGCAACUCGGACAUCGUUUCAGCAUUCCCGGCUUUCCGGACCUCGGAAUCAUCGGAUCUCAACUAUCUAACCUACUACAACACGUUUGCUGUUCCGCACAUGGCUCAUUGGCCCGAUUCGAGCUAUCCAGGUGGGGGCGGCAGCGGUGUUCCACUCGUCUUGUACAACGAGCAGCUGCGAACAGUCCUCCUGUCUCCUGCAUCAAACUUUUUGGUGGCGACGCAGACUUAUGCACCUUCCCUUGACGGCCAGUUUGCCGCCGGAAUUCUCGGCACGGUCGAGUCCAUUCCGGUUGGCUUUUCGCAGGACUUUGUGCUCUUUGGCGGCUUUGGUGUGCGCUCCACGUUCGCAGUUUGGGGCGAGUACCUCCUUGCGCGAUACAAGAAAGCCCGCGCGACCUUUGACUCUGAUUUGAGCAUCUCGCAUCUUGGCUAUUGGACGGACAAUGGCGCGUACUACUACUAUCAGACCGAGAGCAACACGACCUAUCAGCAGACGCUGCUUGACGUGCAAGUCAACCUGAAUGCCACAGGUCUCCCCGUGCAGUACAUGCAGUUUGACUCUUGGUGGUACUACAAGGGCAUCAACGACGGAGUCACGCUUUGGGAGCCCAUGCCGUCAGUGUUCCCGUCCGGCCUGAACCAGUUCCUGCUUGGCGACAUGCCAGUUGCGCUGCACAACCGCUACUUUGCUCCUGAUAACCUGUACCGCGCGAAUUACUCUUUGAUUUGCGAAGACUGGGGCUGCUUGCCGCUCGAUGAAGCCCUGUUUGAGCACAUGAUGAGCCGUGUCAAGCCGUGGCGUACCUUCUUGUACGAGCAAGAUUGGCUUGUGGAUACCUUCCUCAACUUGAACUGCACCCGCAACAAUGUCACCAACGCAAUGACAUGGCUGCAGGCCAUGGGCAACGCUGCUACUCGCCAAGGCAUGACCGUUCAGUACUGCAUGCCUCUUCCCAACUUCCUGCUGGCUUCGGUCACAGUGCAGGCUGUCAACCAGGCUCGCGCGUCGGACGACUAUCGCCCGUCUUUCCGUCAGUGGGAGAUCGGUCCGUCCAGCAUGCUCAUCUGGGCCCUCGGCAUGUUCCCGUUCAAGGACGAUUUCUGGAGCAACUCGACCCAGCCAGGCUGCAGCACCAACUACCCUCGCUGCUACGAGCCGCAGCCGUAUCUGCAGGCGCUGGUUGCCGCACUGAGUGCCGGUCCUGUCGGCCCUUCCGACCGCAUUGGCUACGCCGACCCGGAUGUGAUUUUGCGCACUUGCCGCGCCACGGAUGGCCUCCUCUUCAAACCCGACCGACCUGCGAUUCCCCUUGACUCGACUUACCGCGUGGGCUUUGCCAACGCCAGCACAGUCAACGUGAUUGAGACCGAGAGCGACUUUGAAGGUGUCCGAUGGCACUACGUCCUCGCCACCGAGAUCGCACAGCCGUUCAACGUGACCUUGGCCGAGCUUCAAGAGCCGAAUCAGCGCGAGUUUCUUGCGUUUGACUACUUUGACAUUGGUGCUGGUGGCGUGCGUGUCACCCAGCAAGAGCCGCUGGUCAUCACAACGCCGAAUGUCCUGAGCGAUCCUGCCAACGCAGUCCCGAUGCGCUACACUGUCUUGGCGCCCGUCCUGCCCCGCAGCGGUUGGACCCUCCUGGGCGAGGCGCUCAAGUAUGUGACUGCGUCGCGCCAGCGUUUCGCUGCGAUCGACGACUCGGAGCAACGUCUCAUCGUCGAGUUUACCGGCACCGUGGGCGAGGUUGUUGAUCUGUCGGUUGUUGCGCCUGGUACAAGCAAGGCAACUGUUGUCUCAUGCCGCGUCUCAAAGCAAGGCGGCGGCACGCUCCUGUGCCGCGACAGCAAUGGCUGCCAGUGCAGUUGAAGAAGCUCGAAACAGAGUUCGUCGUGUUUAACAUUGGGAUUUCCGUUUGCUCCCUCCAUGCAGCAUUCUCCGAGGCCAUGUGUGUUUAUGAUCUAUCUGUACUGGAUACGAGCAGAUGCAAAGUAGUACUGUGCUGGUGCACCACAUGAACGUGACGACGAAACAAAACUCCAAUCUGUGAAAAGUUGACAGGAUUGUAUUUUGAAUUACGGUCCUUUCCCCGAUAUGAAGAGGACUUGAC